GUGAACAAGUUCAAGUUCAAACAGCUGAUCCGAUUUGUUUUGGAUUUUCAUGUGAUAUAACGAAGCGAAAACAAUUCGAGCGGGCCAAAGGACACAUCCAGGAUGUUCCAGCACGGCCCCAUGCUGUGGCGACCACUGCUCGUCCUGCGCAGCCUGCACCUGAAUCAGCGCCAGCAGAUGAGUCACUAUGAUGCCCUGGGAAUCGGACGGCGAUGCACGCAGAACGAGAUCAAGGCAGCUUACUACAAACUCUCCAUGCUCUACCAUCCGGACAGGAAUCAGGGAAGCGAGACCGCCGCCAAGAAGUUCCGCGAGAUCAAUCAGGCGUACGAGAUCCUCGGCAACUACCGCCUGCGUCGUCUCUACGACAAGGGAAUCGUGCACACAGCGGGCGCCCAAUACGCACAGGAUGUCCACGAUGUGGCGGAGCCCGUGGUGGAGGACGAUCCGGAAACGAAAUUCUACAAGUCGCGCUUUCAGAAAUCGCGAGUCGCCGACGCAGAGGGGCGCCAACCCAUCUACGAUUUUGACGAGUGGUCCCGGAAUCACUACGGCAAAUCCUUUGACCGGCGACAGGCGGCCCAGGCCAAAUACGAUCGGAUUAGGGUGCAAAAGGAGACCAACAAGAUGUCUGGACAAACGGACAUGGUCCUGCUGGCCUUCCUCUUCUUCGGAGUGGCCAUUUACCUCAUGUUCCUCGCCGAGAGCUCCUACGAUACGCCGAAGCAGAGGGCGGAGGAGCGGCACAGACGGGAUCGCGAAGAACGAGAGCAACAGGUGACCGGGAAGAAGUCUUAGAGUUCCCUAGUCCACAGUGUAAAUAGAGUUAAGUUUAAUCAAUUAAAUCGAAAGGCUAUUUUUGUGAUUAAGAAA
Molecule: messenger RNA, 873 nt
Organism: Drosophila takahashii
Lineage: Eukaryota; Metazoa; Arthropoda; Insecta; Diptera; Drosophilidae
Product: dnaJ homolog subfamily C member 30, mitochondrial
Source: RefSeq, a predicted model, not a curated record